CGACCCGUCAACGUCAAAUUUCGACUAAUGUUAGUCCAAUUGUCAAUUUGGCUUGUAAAUUUAAAUAUUGUUGAGUAAAAGAUUUAAGAUAUAUCUUAUUGUUUUAAUUGCGGUAUAACCUGGAAAAGAAUCUCAAGGAACUUAUUAUAUAAUGGCACCGAAGUUGAAGUUCGCAGAGGGUGAAAAGGUGUUAUGUUUUCACGGUCCCCUUAUUUACGAGGCAAAAUGUCUCAAAAGUUCUGUGACGAAAGACAAACAUGUUCGAUAUUUAAUUCAUUACGCUGGCUGGAAUAAAAAUUGGGAUGAAUGGGUUCCAGAGAGUCGAGUUCUAAAAUAUAAUGAAGCAAAUGUUCAGAGACAGAAGGAAGUGCAAAGAGCGCACUCUGUACAGCCUGUUAAAAGCAAAAAAUCUACAGCUAAAGGUCGUAAGUCAGAGACUGCGGCCAAUACAACUCCAGCAAGAGAAGAAUCCAGAGCAUCAACACCUGCUGGAAAAGACACAGAGACUACUCCAGCGCCAGCAAAAGCUACGAAAACACAGAGUAAAGACACCGCUGUUGAUUCCGGAUCAGAUCAACCUAAGAAAAAACGUGGACGUCUCGAUCAAUCUAUCGAGUCAGAAGAACAGUAUCUAGCGAAAGUUGAAGUUAAGAUAAAAAUACCUGAAGAAUUAAAAGUAUGGCUCGUUGAUGACUGGGAUGUGAUAACAAGACAGCAAAAAUUAGCCAUCCUACCCGCAAAGUUGACAGUCACACAAAUAUUAGACAAUUACUUAGCAUUUAAAAAAUCAAGUAAAUCACAUAAUACAGCGAAACAUUCAGUAUUAGUAGAAAUAACUGAAGGUAUUAAGGAAUAUUUCAAUGCUACCCUCGGUUCACAAUUACUAUAUAAAUUUGAACGGCCACAAUAUAGUGAAAUAUUACAAGAAUAUCCAGAUACUCCGAUGUCGCAAAUAUAUGGUUCAAUACAUUUAUUAAGAUUGUUCGUUAAAAUGGGACCCAUGUUAGCGUACACAGCAACAGAUGAGAAGUCUUUACAAUUGGUUCUAAGUCAUAUUCAUGAAUUAUUAAAAUAUAUGGUAACCAAUAGAUCCACUCUGUUCAAUUUGCAAGACUAUUGUAAUGCUACUCCAGAAUAUCAUAGAAAGGUUCAGUGACUAUUUGGGAAAAUGUUUAAUUGAAUUAUAUUGACUAUCGCCUGGUUUUUUAAAUAUCAAUUUUAAUUAUGUAUAUAACUAGCGGUUGCCUUCAGCGGAGAAUAGAAUGAGUAACCUAUUACUGUGUUCGCGUGCGUCAGUUUUCGUCAAAAUCAGUUCAGCCGUUCCGGAGAUUACAGUAAGACAAAAAUCUUAAAAAUUGGUUUCUCAUUAUCAGCAAUGAUUUAAUCAUACAUUGCUUUAGUAAUUAAAGUUUUUUAAAAUUUAGUACUCAAAUAAAAGAUCAGAUUGAAGAUUGGCUAAAUUCUUAGUGUUCCCGCUAGUUUUGCCCCAACUCUUUUAAAAAAUUGACUAUUUCAAAAACCAGGUGCAAAUCUGUUUUAUUUGAAUCGUUUAAGACUGUUUCCUGAAGCAAUGCCUGCACAGCAUUGUCAAAGAAAUAUAAAACUGAUUAUUUUCUGAAAGAUGUCAUUUAAGAUACUGAAUAUGUUAUAUAUUGUUAUACAGGAGUCAACCUGCUAAUAUACUAUCACGACAGUGGAAACAUGUAAUAAAAACUAACGUGUAAUUAAUUUUAAAUUAAGUAAGAACGCGGAAAUAGUUAAAGCAUUGUAAUUUAGUAUUUUUUUUAUUUGUGGAGCGCAUUUUCCUGGAUGUUAAUGUGUUAUAAACAGAAGAUAAACUAAAUUGGGAGUUUAUUAUAUUAUUAUAGAUAUUAAAUGUGUCGAAAUAUCAUCAUAUUGUAAUACAUUAAAAUAUUCCGAUUAAUAUUGCCUGACUUAACCUUUUGUAUUAUUUUAAUCUUUAUACUUAAGGUAUAGGUAAGUAGUAAGGUAAGGUAGCAACGUUUUUCCUUUUUAUUUAUAUUGUGUGAUAAUGAAAUAAAAUCAUAAAAC
Papilio xuthus (Asian swallowtail) is the source of this 2052-nucleotide messenger RNA. It is a transcript of the gene MRG15, whose product is annotated as mortality factor 4-like. NCBI's taxonomy places the organism in Eukaryota, Metazoa, Arthropoda, Insecta, Lepidoptera, Papilionidae. Gene Ontology annotation, cellular component: nucleus; NuA4 histone acetyltransferase complex. Gene Ontology annotation, biological process: regulation of DNA-templated transcription; chromatin organization. Bases 152 to 1156 code for a protein of 334 amino acids. The record is from RefSeq and is a predicted model, not a curated record. The transcript has 6 exons.